Globicephala melas (long-finned pilot whale) is the source of this 4305-nucleotide messenger RNA. RefSeq names its product RCC1 and BTB domain containing protein 1 (gene RCBTB1). The record is from RefSeq and is a predicted model, not a curated record. Gene Ontology annotation, molecular function: protein binding. Lineage: Eukaryota; Metazoa; Chordata; Mammalia; Artiodactyla; Delphinidae.
GCCACCGAGCGCGACCGCGACUCUCCGCAGAGCCUGGGGGCAGAUUCGGACGGCCAAUCGGCUUCUUGAGGAGUCCCGUGCCCGCCGGCCCAGGGCCGAGAGACUACAGGAUCCCAGCCUGCCCGGCGAGCGGAUUUGCCCGGGGCUGGCCGAGCGAGCUGGGAGGCGGUAUCACGUGAGGCGGCCCGGCCCACGUGACCCGGCAGCCCGGCCCCCGGCCCACUCGCCAGCUCCGCCUUUAAGCCCGCCACUCGCUGGGUCCCGCAACGCUUGAGAGGUCCUCCCGGCGCUCCCGGCUGCUGGGCCUACAUGGACGGCGCGCGGCCGCGGCUGGCCUCCCAGGGACUUUUAUCCAGGAGUGCGAUGAACCGAAUGAAAAGACAUUUCUUGUCCUGCCUCGGGUAGACUACCUACUCUAUUAUAUUUGAGAUGAACAUCUAGGCACGCUCUGGUCUGCUCUCGAAAAGGCACAGGUUUGAAGGUAGAGGAAGGAUUGGACACGUUGCUGGGGCAAGUGAGCGAUCCAUUUAACCAAAACAGAGAUGUCGGCUUAUUUUUAGGAAUUACUUGAAACCAGAGUCAUGGUGGAUGUAGGAAAGUGGCCAAUCUUCACUCUGCUCUCACCUCAAGAAAUUGCAUCUAUUCGGAAGGCUUGUGUCUUCGGCACCUCAGCCAACGAAGCACUGUAUGUUACUGACAAUGACGAGGUCUUUGUAUUUGGACUGAACUACAGUAACUGUCUAGGAACUGGAGAUAACCAGAGUACACUUGUGCCCAAAAAGCUGGAAGCCUUAUGUGGAAAGAAGAUUAAGAGCCUUAGUUAUGGGAGUGGACCGCAUGUUCUUCUCAGCACCGAAGAUGGAGUUGUUUAUGCCUGGGGCCACAAUGGAUAUAGCCAGCUUGGGAAUGGGACGACCAACCAAGGCAUUGCUCCCAUCCAAGUCUGCACCAACCUCUUGAUCAAGCAAGUGGUUGAAGUAGCUUGUGGCUCACAUCAUUCAAUGGCUCUGGCAGCUGAUGGAGAGGUGUUUGCUUGGGGCUAUAACAACUGUGGCCAGGUGGGAUCAGGAUCUACAGCAAAUCAACCAACUCCUCGCAAAGUUACAAACUGUUUACAUAUUAAGAGGGUGGUUGGCAUUGCCUGCGGUCAGACCUCGUCCAUGGCUGUUCUGGACAAUGGUGAGGUAUACGGCUGGGGCUACAACGGCAAUGGUCAGCUAGGCUUGGGAAACAACGGCAAUCAGCUGACCCCCGUGAGAGUGGCAGCUUUGCACAGCGUUUGUGUGAACCAGAUUGUCUGCGGCUAUGCACAUACUCUAGCACUAACUGAUGAGGGCUUGCUCUAUGCCUGGGGAGCUAACACAUAUGGGCAGCUGGGAACUGGCAAUAAAAAUAACCUGCUAAGCCCAGCACACAUCAUGGUGGAGAAAGAAAGGGUAAUAGAGAUUGCGGCCUGCCACUCUGCCCACACGUCUGCAGCCAAGACGCAGGGAGGGCACGUGUACAUGUGGGGCCAGUGCCGGGGCCAGUCGGUGACCCUGCCUCACCUCACCCACUUCUCCUCCACCGACGACGUGUUCGCCUGCUUCGCCACGCCCGCCGUCACCUGGCGCCUCCUGUCUAUAGAGCAUGAAGACUUUUUAACAGUUGCAGAGUCACUGAAGAAAGAAUUUGACAGUCCGGAAACUGCCGAUCUGAAGUUUCGAAUUGAUGGGAAAUAUAUCCAUGUCCAUAAAGCUGUUUUGAAAAUCAGGUGUGAGCACUUUCGAUCCAUGUUCCAGUCUUACUGGAAUGAGGACAUGAAGGAGGUGAUAGAAAUAGACCAGUUUUCCUACCCAGUGUACCGUGCCUUUCUCCAGUACCUCUACACAGAUACAGUGGAUCUGCCGCCUGAAGAUGCCAUAGGUCUUUUGGAUUUGGCGACAUCGUACUGUGAAAACAGACUGAAGAAACUUUGUCAGCACAUUAUCAAGCGAGGAAUCACCGUGGAGAAUGCCUUUUCAUUGUUCUCUGCCGCGGUCAGAUAUGAUGCAGAGGAUUUAGAAGAAUUCUGCUUUAAGUUUUGCAUCAAUCAUUUGACAGAAGUUACACAGACUGCAGCAUUUUGGCAAAUGGAUGGCCCUCUGCUAAAGGAAUUCAUUGCUAAAGCCAGUAAAUGUGGAGCCUUUAAGAACUGAAGCCCAAGACUGCUGGGUUUUGUGUGAGUGCUCUGGGGCUGCUGGUGAUGGUGUGUCGUUUGUGCUCUAUGGGUGAUGUAAUUCUGCAGGUAAAAGAGCCCAUCAGGUUGAUUUGCUCACAUGGAGAUACAGUUCUCUGUGUAAGGAUACAGGAAGGGUGUACGGCUUUUCCUGAACCCAUUUUAAACAACCCUUAUUUCCAGAUGUGUAUAUUUUAAAUGUGACCUUAACGUUUGGCUGGGACAUUGUACAAGGGUGAAGGUCUAGCUGGUUGUUUGAUUUUUGUUUGGUUUGGUUUUGAUUAGAGGAACUCCUGAAGUUGGAAAGGGGGCUUUGCGGCAAGUCUCCUGGCUUGCAUAUCGACAACCCUUUUGACGCCAGGGGUUGGGAUAGGGUGCCAACUGUGAGAGGUGUAGAGGCCCCACUGGGAAUGACAGAUGCUGACUUGGGGGCUUGUUGAAGGGCUGCAUUAGUUGCUAGUUCAGUAGCUUCACUGUGAAGGAAUAGUUAAGAUUGUCUGAGGCUUUUGUUUGUGUAUUUGCAUUAUUGAUGACUUUUUUAACUUCAAAAUAAUAUUCAGUUUAACAUAAGCCUAUUGAAAUGAUUAUGUGAAGAUGAAUUUCUAGGUUAGUCGGGGUUUCUCUUAAGACUUAAGUACGUAAAGAGUUGUAAUGUAGAACUAUCUGUGAAAACUUGAUAAUGAAAGAAACUUCAUUUGGGUGAAAGUGGAUAUUUUAUAACUCAGAGUCUCCACUACUAACAGCGUUUUCUUAAGGUUAAAUUUGAGAACCCAAAUUUAAAUCCCUCCACCUUUUCUCCUAUAAAUGCUAAUCAUAUAAGAGGAAAAUAGUGAUAUAUUCAAUGUACUCUUGCCUUCCUGAAUUGUGGUUGCUGAAUCAUCAGAUCUGCUACGUCCGACUCAAAUAAGUGGUUCUUAAAACCAAGUUUCUUACAGGACUUAAUAGAAUUUGUUUUUAAUCGAUUUUUAUCUAUGCCAAAUGCUGUCACACAUUUUGCUUAUUUGAAAUGUCACCAGCUUGCACGUUUGAUUUUCCUUUCCUUUUAAUUGUGUUAGGUAACUUUGAAAAAGGAUCUAAAUUAUGAGGGUGUUUUUUUGGUCUGGCUAUGAAAUGUGACUUUGGGAAGUAAGAGUGUUCAACUCUGAGUUUUAUCACGUGUGCCCGUUGAGCUUGCUUCAAGGACAAAGCUUUGUUCUGCUCUCUGGCCCACGGACUCAUUUCCAUUUGUGGGGGCUCCUUUAGUGAACUGUGUCAUGUUUGGAAGGUCCUCCCUCUGAAUUUAGAGACCGAAUCCAUUUUCAGACCCCAAUUAAAAAGAGGGUGAAGAGAUGCUGCAGCUACUGUUUUUAGCAAUGUUUCUAAGUGUAUAUUGGGGGGGUGAGGGCCCAAAGAUGGAAAUUCAUUGAUAGAUGAAAUAAACCCGGAAGUCUCAGCCCCCUUUUCUUUACCAUGUUGCAAGUGAUUGAAGCCCAAUGAGUUAUUAGGUUAGAAUUAGCUCUGCAACAUAAUAGAAUUUUCUUACUAGGUUGAUAAAUGUACAUUAAUUUGAUUAUUAGCUAUGAUGGGUAGUGUUUCUAACAGUCACUGUCUAUAGGCUUAUGAUCUGGACAAAACAAGAACUUCAGUAAGUUUACUAUUGCUCUUACUUGAAAAAAAACUUUAAAAAAGCACAAAUUAACAUAGAUCCAUUUCCAUAGAUAGUUCAUUCACUAAACAAAUAUUUACUGAGUUCCCAAUAGGUGAAGAACCACUUCUCAUAUUAGAUUACUGAGUAAUUUGUAUGACUAUAUUUUCAGUGAAGAGAACAGAAAAAAGUCUCUCAGAAAGUACUUGAGUAUCUUGUGUUGGUUUUUUUUUAAAAAUAGGCUCUCUUAUUUUUCUACUUGGUUUUGUUGUUAAUCAUAGCAGGAGAUGAAAACUAUUCUUUGAAUUGUUUUUUUCAUCUGAUAUAAUAGUGAAAGCCAAAGUAUUGGUAUUUCUUCACAUAGCCCUAAAAUGUACUCUUGAACUUCCUACUGGAACAAGGUUUGAUACGCUAGUUAUAUAGGUUGUAUAUAUGUAAUGUUUAGAGUGACAUAUUAAUAAAUAAAGCAAUCUGUUAAAAUAGG